Molecule: messenger RNA, 1794 nt
Organism: Tarenaya hassleriana
Lineage: Eukaryota; Viridiplantae; Streptophyta; Magnoliopsida; Brassicales; Cleomaceae
Product: RING finger and transmembrane domain-containing protein 2
Exons: 10
Coding region: 221-1594 (457 amino acids)
Biological process (GO): positive regulation of ERAD pathway
Molecular function (GO): ubiquitin protein ligase activity
Source: RefSeq, a predicted model, not a curated record
UGUUCCCUCUGUUACUUCUCUCCGCGUUUCGCCUCUCUCUCUCUGCCCGCUCCAGCUCAGAGGGCGACUCAACUCUCCGGAUCUCCGCCGUCGUUUUCUCUUUCUUCCGCCUCUUUCCGCUAUCCCUCGAUUCUCCGGGAUACUGGAUGAGAUAUUGGAUUUGAUCUCGACAAGCUCGUCGUCUGGUUCUCGCCGUCGCAGGGUUAGGGGUCCUGCUCAAAUGGAAUCGUCCGCCAUCAAUACUGAAAAUUCUAGGAGAGGUUCUCUUAGUAGUGAGAAUUCCAGAAGAUACUCUAUACUUUCGGCUUCUAACAUCAUCCAGGCGCCCAUAUCUACCUUGCUAGAGUAUUCGGGUCUGUUGCGAACGAGAGCAGGUCCUCUUGGUCAGGAAGCUGAGAUUCUGAUCCACGACGGUCUUCAAAACCAGAGCCGUCUUGAUGAUUCUGCUGCUUCCUCCAAUGGUGAGGUUGCCAUUAGGAUCAUUGGGUCGGGGGAGCAGGAAACUGACGGUGAAAGCAGUGUCAGAGAAGCCACUGGACAUCGACAGGGUGAAGUUUCUGUUCAUCAGAUCGAUGGGUUGGUUUCUGAAAACCAUGGUGACCGUGGGGCUGUGGUUACUGCAGAAGGGUUAUCUCAGGCUUCUCCCAUUUCAGUUGGUGACUCUGAAGCUGGUGAUGCCAUAGGCUCUGACAGUCGAGAUUCUCCUUACCAGAGAUAUGACAUUCAGCAGGCUGCGAGAUGGAUCGAGCAAGUUCUUCCCUUUUCUUUGCUUUUGUUGGUUGUUUUUAUCCGCCAGCAUUUGCAGGGUUUCUUUGUCACAAUUUGGAUUGCUGGCGUCCUGUUCAAGUCAAAUGAUAUUCUAAAGAAACAAACAUCUUUGAAGGGGGAGCGACAGAUCUCAGCUUUGAUAGGCAUCUCUGUAGCAUUUACAGCUCAUGCCAUCGGUGUUUAUUGGUGGUUUUGGGAGGAUGAUCUAUUAUUUCCAUUGAUCAUGCUGCCUCCUAAGUCCAUACCACCCUUCUGGCACGCCAUCUUUAUCAUAGUGGUGAACGAUACACUUGUCCGGCAGGCAGCAAUGGUGCUGAAAUGUUUUCUAUUGAUGUAUUAUAAGAACAGUAGAGGUCGAAAUUAUCGCAAGCAGGGUCAAAUGCUAACGUUAGUUGAGUAUCUGAUGCUUCUGUACCGCUCGUUGUUGCCUACCCCUGUCUGGUACCGUUUCUUCUUAAACAAAGAAUACGGAAGCCUCUUUUCCUCGCUUAUGACAGGGUUGUACCUAACUUUCAAGCUCACUUCAGUAGUGGAGAAGGUUCAAUCCUUCUUUACUGCACUGAAGGCAUUAUCACGCAAAGAAGUGCAUUAUGGGUCUUAUGCGACGGCAGAGCAGGUGAAUGCGGUGGGCGAUCUGUGUGCUAUCUGUCAGGAGAAGAUGCAUGCCCCUAUUCUCCUUCGCUGUAAACACAUAUUUUGUGAAGAUUGUGUUUCGGAGUGGUUUGAGAGAGAAAGGACAUGUCCAUUGUGCAGGGCCUUGGUGAAGCCAGCGGAUCUUAGAUCAUUUGGUGAUGGAUCUACAAGCUUGUUUUUCCAGAUAUUCUGAACUCUAUAAUGCAGGCACGGAGUUUCGGCUUGACUGCUUAAACACGCUCAUAUCCUCAGUCUUUGCAUUACCAGUGUAAUGUACUGUGUAAUUUCACAUUUGACCCAUUCAAGCUGUGAACAAAACAGUAAAACACUGAUGAAGGCUGGAGGGUGUUAAUACAUGCCAUUUGUUAAUAGGCAGACGUCUCUCUACCUGCA